CCGAGGCCGACAAGCCGCGCGGGCCAGGCCGGGCCGAGCGAGCGGGAGCGGAGCGGAGCCUCGGGCGGCGGGAGGAACAGCGCCGCCGCCGCCAAGAUGGCCGACCUGGAGGCGGUGCUGGCCGAUGUGAGCUACCUGAUGGCCAUGGAGAAGAGCAAGGCCACGCCGGCCGCGCGCGCCAGCAAGAAGAUCCUGCUUCCAGAGCCCAGCAUCCGCAGCGUCAUGCAGAAGUACCUAGAGGACCGAGGAGAGGUGACCUUUGAAAAGAUCUUCUCACAGAAGUUAGGGUACCUGCUUUUCCGAGACUUCUGCCUGAACCAUCUGGAAGAGGCCAAGCCCUUGGUGGAGUUCUAUGAAGAGAUCAAGAAAUAUGAGAAACUGGAGACAGAGGAGGAGCGUGUGGUCCGCAGCCGGGAGAUCUUUGACUCCUACAUCAUGAAAGAACUGCUGGCCUGCUCACAUCCCUUUUCAAAGAAUGCUACCGAGCAUGUCCAGGGCCACCUGGUGAAGAAGCAGGUGCCUCCAGAUCUCUUCCAGCCAUACAUUGAGGAGAUUUGUCAGAACCUCCGAGGGGAUGUGUUCCAGAAGUUCAUUGAGAGUGACAAGUUCACACGCUUUUGCCAGUGGAAGAACGUUGAACUCAACAUCCAUCUGACAAUGAAUGACUUCAGUGUGCAUCGCAUCAUCGGGCGUGGGGGCUUCGGUGAGGUCUAUGGGUGCCGGAAAGCAGACACAGGCAAGAUGUAUGCCAUGAAGUGUCUGGACAAGAAACGCAUCAAGAUGAAGCAGGGAGAGACCCUGGCUCUGAACGAGCGGAUCAUGCUUUCCCUUGUCAGCACCGGGGACUGCCCCUUCAUCGUCUGCAUGUCAUAUGCAUUCCACACACCAGACAAGCUCAGUUUCAUCCUGGAUCUCAUGAAUGGUGGGGACCUGCACUACCACUUGUCUCAGCAUGGAGUCUUCUCUGAGGCCGACAUGCGCUUCUACGCAGCUGAGAUCAUCCUGGGUCUUGAACACAUGCACAACCGUUUUGUAGUCUACAGGGACCUGAAGCCAGCCAACAUUCUCCUGGACGAGCAUGGCCACGUGAGAAUCUCGGACCUGGGCCUAGCCUGUGACUUCUCCAAGAAGAAGCCCCAUGCCAGUGUGGGCACGCACGGGUACAUGGCCCCCGAAGUCCUGCAGAAGGGCGUGGCCUAUGACAGCAGUGCCGACUGGUUCUCCCUGGGUUGCAUGCUCUUCAAGUUGUUGCGGGGACACAGCCCCUUUCGGCAGCACAAGACCAAAGACAAGCAUGAGAUUGAUCGCAUGACCUUGACGAUGGCUGUUGAGCUGCCUGAUUCCUUCUCCCCUGAACUCCGGUCCCUGCUGGAAGGUUUGCUGCAGAGAGACGUCAAUCGGAGACUAGGCUGUCUGGGCCGUGGAGCUCAGGAGGUAAAGGAAAGCCCCUUUUUCCGCUCACUGGACUGGCAGAUGGUCUUCUUACAGAAGUACCCACCCCCACUGAUCCCCCCACGUGGGGAGGUGAAUGCAGCUGAUGCUUUUGAUAUUGGCUCCUUUGAUGAGGAGGACACAAAAGGAAUCAAGUUACUGGACAGCGACCAGGAACUGUACCGCAAUUUCCCUCUCACCAUCUCGGAGCGGUGGCAGCAGGAGGUGGCAGAGACUGUUUUUGACACCAUCAAUGCUGAGACAGAUCGACUGGAGGCACGGAAGAAAGCCAAAAACAAGCAGCUAGGCCACGAGGAGGACUAUGCCCUGGGUAAGGACUGCAUCAUGCAUGGCUACAUGUCCAAGAUGGGCAACCCCUUCCUGACUCAGUGGCAGCGGCGCUACUUCUACCUCUUCCCCAACCGACUGGAGUGGCGGGGUGAAGGCGAGGCUCCGCAGAGCCUCCUGACCAUGGAGGAGAUCCAGUCGGUGGAAGAGACGCAGAUCAAGGAGCGCAAGUGUCUUCUGCUUAAGAUCCGCGGGGGCAAGCAGUUCGUCCUUCAGUGUGACAGCGAUCCUGAGCUGGUGCAGUGGAAGAAGGAGCUGCGUGAUGCCUACCGUGAGGCCCAGCAGCUGGUGCAGCGAGUGCCCAAGAUGAAGAACAAGCCACGCUCACCUGUGGUGGAGCUGAGCAAAGUGCCACUGAUCCAGCGUGGCAGUGCCAACGGCCUCUGACCCACCCAUCCGCUGCCCGCCUGCCCACCCGCCUUUUAUAAACCUCUAAUUUAUUUUGUCGAA
This is a messenger RNA of Peromyscus eremicus (cactus mouse), 2229 nucleotides long. It is a transcript of the gene Grk2, whose product is annotated as G protein-coupled receptor kinase 2. Gene Ontology annotation, molecular function: ATP binding; G protein-coupled receptor binding; G protein-coupled receptor kinase activity. The record is from RefSeq and is a predicted model, not a curated record. The transcript is spliced from 21 exons. Gene Ontology annotation, biological process: regulation of the force of heart contraction; G protein-coupled receptor signaling pathway; regulation of signal transduction. The coding region runs from base 97 to 2166 and encodes 689 amino acids. NCBI's taxonomy places the organism in Eukaryota, Metazoa, Chordata, Mammalia, Rodentia, Cricetidae.